Porites lobata is the source of this 2088-nucleotide messenger RNA. NCBI's taxonomy places the organism in Eukaryota, Metazoa, Cnidaria, Anthozoa, Scleractinia, Poritidae. The record is from the annotation of a GenBank genome assembly.
AUGGUGGGGUUUACGGGCUCUUUGAAGAUAAAGAUUAUCGAAGCGACGGAUUUGAAACCCACAGAUUUGGCAAGGAGAAAAACGCUUGGUGGGCUUACAUCGAUGGAUCCUUAUGUGUUGGUGAACGUUGACGACAUCCGUAUAGCACAGACAACUUCAAAACAGAAGACACUGACGCCUGUUUGGAACGAGGAGUUUGAAAGCGAGGUAGAAGAUGCACAAGUUCUCUGCAUAACUGUCUUUCACAAAAGCAUUAUGCCUCCUGACGACUGGUUCGUAGCAAAUUCGUCGGUGGCUUUGGCAGAGAUCAUGAAAUCUGAAGUACAAGGAGUUUCUGAUAUUUGGAUAUCUUUGGAACCUGAAGGAAAACUUCAUCUCUACAUUGAGUUGAAACCCAAAAUCCAGGACAGUGAGAAAAGAGUUUUUAAGGAAAGUGAGAGCGGCAUAAAAGGCCGAAGGGGGGCCAUGCGCCGACGAAGAGUACAUCAGAUAAGCGGUCACAAAUUUAUGGCAGUUUGGCUUAGGCAGCCAACAUACUGUUGCCAUUGCCGGGAAUUCAUUUGGGGUGUUUUUAACAAACAAGGGUAUCAGUGCCAAAUCUGCACUUGUGUGGUUCACAAACGAUGUCAUUCGGAGGUGGUGUCCCAGUGUUUAAGUGUGAAACAAGACUUACAAGACGUUCUUCCAGGUGACGGCCAGAAUGCAUUUGGAAGUUCAGCCACAGUCUCGGUUCGUUUCAAACAUGACGUGCCUCACAGAUUUGUAGAACACAAUUACAAAAGACCAACGUUCUGCGAUCACUGUGGCUCUCUUCUUUACGGUCUCUGGAAACAAGGAAUGCAGUGUUCAGAAUGCCAAAUGAAUAUUCAUAAGAGGUGUUUUGGCAAUAUUGCCAACAACUGUGGUAUUAACACCAAAGAGAUGGCAGAGGGCUUAAAAGGCAUGGGACUCACAGGAAACAUACUUACAGAAUCAAUGAGAGUGAGAAAGCCAUCAAUUGAGUAUAACAAAACAAACACAACAAAUAAUCAAGGAAAAGACCGACUCCCAAUUACAGCAAAUGAUCUGGAGGCGUCACCUAGUUUGCAAAGUCUGCGAAAGAAGUUUGGCUUAUCAGAUUUCAGUUUUAUCAAAGUCCUCGGGAGAGGCAGCUUUGGCAAAGUUCUGUUGGCAGAAAGAAAAAGCACAAAUGAGAUUGUUGCGGUAAAGAUCUUGAGGAAGGACACUCUUUUCCAGGAUGAUGAUGUGGAGGGUGCAAUGACUGAAAGACAGGUGUUGGCGUUAUCUGCAAGCUAUCCCUUUCUUACUUCUCUUUACUGCAGCUUUCAAACGGAGGAUCGUUUGUUCCUUGUAAUGGAAUAUGUCAAUGGUGGUGAUUUGAUGUUCCACAUUCAAAAAGCUAAAAAGUUUGAUGAGAGGAAGUCGAGGUUUUAUGCUGCAGAAGUGGUUCUGGCACUAAGGUACCUGCACCAGCAUGGUGUUAUUUACAGGGACUUAAAACUAGAUAAUGUACUUUUAGACAAAGAUGGACACAUCAAAUUGGCUGAUUUUGGAUUGAGUAAAAAUUUCAUGUCUUCAGGGGGAUUCACAAACACAUUUUGUGGAACACCAGACUACAUGGCUCCAGAGAUUCUUCAACAAAUGCCCUAUAGUUUCUCGGUGGACUGGUGGGCGCUUGGAGUUUUUAUGUAUGAAAUGAUGGCAGGACAACCCCCUUUUGAAGCUGAUAAUCAAGAUGAUCUGUUUGAAUGCAUUAAGCAUGACGACGUGCUGUACCCUAUGUGGCUCACCAGGGAAGCUGUGUCUAUACUGAAAGGGCUCAUGACGAAAACCUACAGGAAAAGACUUGGCUGCACAGCCAAUGGAGAUCAAAGUAUUCUAGAUCAUCCAUUUUUUACUGAAAUCGACUGGAAAAGAUUAGAAGCGAGGCAAGUUAAGCCACCGUUUAAACCAAGAAUACGAUCAAAAACAGAUGUUGGAAAUUUCGACAACGAUUUCACGAGGGAAAAAGCAAACCUGACACCAACCGAUAAACGUGUAGCUGCGAGUAUAAACCAGGAAGAAUUCAAUGGCUUUUCGUUCGUCAAC